Molecule: messenger RNA, 701 nt
Organism: Triticum dicoccoides
Lineage: Eukaryota; Viridiplantae; Streptophyta; Magnoliopsida; Poales; Poaceae
Product: peptidyl-tRNA hydrolase ICT1, mitochondrial-like
Exons: 6
Coding region: 67-675 (202 amino acids)
Biological process (GO): translational termination
Molecular function (GO): translation release factor activity
Source: RefSeq, a predicted model, not a curated record
GUAUGCCCCCGUGCCAUUCCGGUCCGUCUCGUCGCUCGAUACUCGUCUCCCUCCACAGAAAGGCUAAUGGCGACCGCCAUGCGGAGCGCCCGCCUCCUACGGCUCGGCUUCUGUCACGUCCCUUCUCUUCUCUUCCGAGGGCCCCUGUUCCCCUCCCCGAGCCCGGGCCUGGGCCUGGGCCUGGGCCUGAGCGUUGCCAGGGUCGGGUUGGUCCAUCUCCGAUGCUCGGCGGCCGAGGCCGGCGACGGCAGGGGUAAGAAGGUGUCAGCGCGACUAGCACUGGCACAGCAGGUGAUGCGCGACGCCGAGGAGCGCGCGGCCUCAGCCGGCUCUGAUCCCGCCCCCAAGAUCACCAUGGAUCAUGUUACUGUUAGCUUUGCAAGAAGUGGGGGCGCGGGUGGUCAGAAUGUUAACAAAGUUAAUACAAAGGUUGACAUGCGGUUCAAUGUUGAGAAAGCUCAUUGGCUCGGAGAGAGGAUUAAGGAACGGAUAUUGCAAACGGAAAAGAACAGGAUAAAUAAGGAUGGUGAACUUGUGAUGUCUUCUACGAAAACUAGGACACAGAAGGGCAAUAUUGAAGAUGCUUUGCAGAAAAUACAGGCGAUCAUUGAUGCUGCAUCAUAUGUUCCCCCACCGCCUUCAGAAGAGCAAAAGAAGAAAAUUGAAAAAAUGUAAGCUGCUUUCUGGCCAUUUGCUUCCUU